Messenger RNA from Ipomoea triloba (trilobed morning glory), 4379 nucleotides. RefSeq names its product nitrate regulatory gene2 protein-like. The transcript has 4 exons. The coding region runs from base 201 to 3053 and encodes 950 amino acids. The record is from RefSeq and is a predicted model, not a curated record. Lineage: Eukaryota; Viridiplantae; Streptophyta; Magnoliopsida; Solanales; Convolvulaceae.
UGUUUUGAAGAUUUGAGCUUGUUCACAGUUCACACUGGAAUGCGAAGAUGAACGAAGGGGGCGGCGGUGAUGCUGACAUUUUGGAUGAAUAGAUCUGCGAUGGGAGUCGUUAGAUUUCGUCACUGACCGUGAAUUUCGGCUUUAUUUAAGGGCGUGUUUGGUCGUUUGUCGUUGUUGUUUGUUGGCCUAUUUACCAGCGAAUGGGUUGCAACGGGUCAAAGGCGGUUGAAACGGAACUGGUGAUCCGUUGCCGGGAGCGUAGGGAUCUCAUCAAGGCCGCCGCCGACCACCGCUACUAUCUCGCCGCCGCGCAUCUCUCCUAUUUCCACUCCCUCAAGGACGUCGGCGACGCUCUCCGCCGCUUCGUCGACGAGGAGCUUGUUGCCGCCUCUUCCUCAUCGCCGUCUUCCUUAUCUUCUCCCUCGUUGAUUCUCCCUUCCGGUGAGCGUAAACUCCGCGCUGAUGGCGGUGAAGGCAGAGGGAAGAAACGCGGAGAUUCCUCCGGAUCAUCCGGCUCUGUUCACCAUAUUGGCGAUGGAGAUGGCGGCGAGAAGGAAUCGCACUUGUCGUUGCCGUCAGAUUCGUCGGACGAUGAGCAUUUUCACUUGCACGAAACCGGUUAUAAUGGCGGACAUUUGCACAUAGAUGAAGAGGAAGGGCAUACGUCACCGGCUUCUCCUUUUCAGCACCCGGAUUUGCCAAUGGGGAGUCAUGGGCCGUAUGUGACGAUGAAUCAAGAGCCUCCUCCACAAAUGGGGUACUGGGAUCCUUUCUAUGGCUACAAUCCCCAGUUGAAUCCCCCCCUUUACGGCGGAAAUUCAAAUACAUAUGCGUAUUACAUGAAGAAAUCUUCUCCAACGAUGAAAACAGUAAUACACGAAGCAGAAGCUGCUUCUACUGCGUACUCGAACGCGUAUUGGAGCUCCCCUUAUCAGAAUAAUGCUGGCGACUAUUUUGGAUAUCCACCGGUGGGCCCAUACGGGGGCGAAGGGAUGAGGAAUCGCGAUAAGAAGCCCAGCCCUCCGGCCGAGCCGCCACCACCGCCUUCCCCAAAGGCCUCUGUUUGGGACUUUUUGAAUCCAUUCGAAGCAAUUGAGCAGCAGGGUUACUCGAGUUAUUUUCCCCAUGGCGGCGGCUACGGGUAUGGGUCUAAUAGUAGUAGUCCGGAUUUGAAGGAAGUGAGGGAGAGGGAAGGGAUUCCCGAUUUGGAGGAGGAAACAGAAACCGAGUUUCACAUGGAUGAACCUAAAUUGAAGAAAAAGUUGAAUAAUGAAUUUAAGAAAAAGAGGGCAGGGGAAGGGCCUUCAAGUUCCAGUGGAGUGUCAUUACAAAGAGGGGGUGGUUUUGGGGGAGAGCAAUUACAGAAACGAAUGCCCGGAAGAAAAACACAGCACACUGAAGAACCCCUUGCAACAAAGCCAAUGCAAACAAAACAUAGUGAGGGUUCCUCUAUUUCAAAAGGGCCACCAUCGGAGGAUAGUGGUGGCAGCACAAUAAGACUAUCGUCAGGGCAUGAUGAAUGUUCUCUCAGUGACAUGACGAGUUCAAUUGAUGUCUCGGAGGAGAAGGCUAGCUCUAGCUCCAUUGUAUCGAAAAGCCCUGAAGAUAGCAGUGUGAAGACAAAAGGAGUGACUUUUGAGGUAGAUCAUGAAAUCGAAUCUUCCAAGUUAAGUAACUCGGAUAAUAAACCUGCUCAUGGAACAAGAGAUCUUCGGGAGGUUGUGGCCGAAAUCAAAGAUGAAUUUGAGAUUGCUUCAAGUUAUGGGAGGGAGGUAGCUGUGAUGCUUGAAGUUGGGAAACUGCCUUACCACCAUAGCUUCAUUAGAGUGCUCAUGUCCAGGAUUUUGUACUCGAUUGUUCCAUCCUCAUCAUCUUUGCAAACAGUUUCAUCACACUCAGUAAGAAUAGAUUCUAGAACAAGGAAAUUGACAAAAUCCUAUUUUGGGGAUGCCAGUCCAGAAAAUAAUUUGAAGCCUUGUUACCUUUCAUCUACACUAGCCCAGCUAUAUGAAUGGGAGAAGAAACUUUACAAGGAAGUAAAGGAAGAAGAACAACUACGACUUUUAUAUGAAAGGCAGUGCCGGAAGCUAAAAGUGUUGGAUGAGCGAGGAAAAGAGUCAAGUAAGAUUGAUGCUGUUCAAGCUUCUAUUAGAAAAUUACUGACAAAACUCAAUGUUUCUAUCAAAGCAAUUGAUUCUAUUUCAAAUAGGAUACACAAGUUAAGAGAUGAAAAAUUGCAACCCCAAGUUGCAGAAUUAAUUAAUGGCUUGAUAAGGAUGUGGAGGUCCAUGCUCAAUUGUCAUCAGAAGCAGUUUCAAGCAAUCAUGGAGAGUAAAACUCGUGCUUUGAAAGCAAACAUUGGAGUCCAUGCUGAUUCCACAGUGAGAGCUACUCUUGAACUUGAAUUGCAGCUUCUUGCAUGGUGUAGCCACUUUAACGAUUGGAUUUGCACUCAGAAGUCCUAUGUUGAGUCCUUAAAUGGGUGGCUUCUUCGGUGCCUUAUUUAUGAGCCAGAAGAAACUCCUGAUGGGCCUGUUCCCUUCUCCCCUGGCCGUUUGGGUGCCCCUCCAAUUUUUGUAAUAUGUAAUGAUUGGAAUCAUGCAAUGGAAACCAUUUCUGAGACUCGGGUGGCAAUGACAAUGAACAAUUUUGCUUCAAGCUUGCGGAAACUUUGGGAAAGGCAGGAUGAGGAGCACCGUCAGAGGCUUAGAGCCGAAUACCUGUCAAAGGAUUACAAGAGACGACUUAAAAUGCUUAAGAUGGAGAAAGGAAGAACGGGGCAUGAUCGAGAUGCGAUGUCACAAAAAACAGGAGCGUCUAUGGUUCCAUCUGAAAAUGGGGUUUCUCCAUUGGAUGAUCUAAAGGUGGACUUGGACACGUUCCGGAAAAAGCUGGUUGAAGAGAAAGUAAAACACGAGGACACCUUAAAGUUAGUGCAUGAUGCAGCUUCCAGUAGUUUACAAGGAGGUUUGCUUCCAAUUUUCAAAGCUUUGGAGAAUUUCACAUUGGAAGCUGUCAAAGCCCAUGAGCAAAUCAGGUUACAAAAUAUUUAGCAAUAAUCUUUAUUUCCAAGUUUCCAAUAUCUACUUGGAAGAAUUUUUUGGCCUCCCUAUAAUUUUAUUAGUGAGAGCUUACAGUAGGUGGAAUUUGGAUGGGUGCAGCUACUUCAAGAAGCUGCAAAGGUUGGUGGAACAGGCAAAGUUUUGUAGGUUAAUAAUUUUUUGGUAUCGAAUAUUUCAUGCUUCUCUAACAUCUAACCUUUUGAUUGCUAGGCUAUUGUACAGUGACAGUUUAUUUAUUCAUUGGAUUCUUACUGAUCAAAGUUUUGUCGAUUGAUGUAACAAUGGAAAUGUAUGAAAGUUUUGAUUCCAAAGUUGGCAGGACGAAGUCCGGCAGACCUGUUGUCAAGAAGUAUUUGCAUUAUUUUAUAUAUACUCUUGUGGCCAUCACUUGUUCUUUUUUUUAUUCCCUGUUUGCAGUUUGCCAGUUUACCCAUGAAAUACCCUACUGACCCUAACAGGUAGCAUCACCAAGGACUACUGGGACAUACAUUUUUAUGUAUCUAAAAGCUGCAAUUGAGGGUAGCAUAGAGGAUAGAAAAAGGCAGGGACAGUCAAUUGUGAGAAAAGCGGAAGAGGAAGACGCCAUGAGAACGACCUGGUGCGACACGAGGAAGAAGGCAGAAAGGGAAGGAAUAUUUGUAGAAAUUUAGGGUAAGAUAGAAGCCUAGAUUGGUACAAUAUGACCCAAGAUGGCUAAGGAUACACACUUAACCACAAAGGUCACAAGUUCGAAUCGCAGCCUUCUUAGUUUAAGCCGGUCAGCUAUGGAUAACUUAGAUUGGUUUACCUCCUUGUGGUCUUUUGCUGGCCAAGGUCACAAAGUGAGGUUUACCCAGUACAUACCUUCGAGUAAUGGUUACAAGUUUUCUUCGUCACUCAAAAAAAAAAAAGAGAUGUACAUUGAUUGUAUGUUAUGUAGUAAAUUAUGAAUGGAGAAAUGUGAAGGAGUACAAGAGACAGGAUGGCUUACCUCUUGAAAUGUUGGGAGUGAAGCUCUGCUAUUCCUGGUUUGCAGCACCUGCAGUUUAGAUCUGCACCAUGGGAAGUGCUUGGAUGUUAAGCUGGAUCAUAGUUGAUCAAUGAUGCCCACACAAUACAUUACAAUCCAGAGAAGCAACUUGUUUUUCUACUCAGAGUAAGUUCUUUGUGACUAUUUGAUUCAGCUAGCUUAGCUAUAUGCCAGAUACCAUGUAUUCCUUCAUUAGGAUAAGACAAGCAUUAGGACAUCCAUAGUGGUGGUGGAUAUGUGUGGAUGCAAUGCUUCCUCAUUAACAUUUAAUAUCCCAUCUAUCUCUAAUAUGCUUUUGUUAUUGUGAA